AGACAAAAAAACGUGAAAGUCACAAGUGGACCAGUGUUUGUGGGCACAAAUACGAUUGAUGACAUCAUGCUACUGGAAAUUCCUCCACAACCAGGCAGGAUCACCGUUGCCUUACCAAACUGUGCAAAUCCUCCCAAAAUAGGACAUGUUGUUCAGGUUGCAGGACUUGGUGGUUAUAUGGUAAAUGCCACGGGCCACACACUCGAUGAUGAGCCACCUGAUCUCCUGUGUGGAAACAUGCAUGUUGUCAAGUGUCCUCCUCCCAAAAAAAUUAGCUGUUAUUCAAAUAAGAUAAAGCUGCCGUAUAGCAACAGGUUGUGUGUGCAAGAACCUAACAUAGAUACACGUGAGGGUGAUUCUGGUGGUGGAGUGAUAUACAACAACAUGAUUUAUGGUGUAAUCAGUUCUGGCCAAGACCGUGCCUGUACUGGACCAGCUGUUACUGUGAAUGUUUGUUCUUACAUGACCUGGAUAAACCAGGAAAUUAAUCCAAGAAGUAAUGGAAAAUAACUGAAUGAAAAAUAACAUCCAGAAUAAACAAUCAUCUCUACAUGAAA
Messenger RNA from Pundamilia nyererei, 557 nucleotides. RefSeq names its product granzyme F-like. Lineage: Eukaryota; Metazoa; Chordata; Actinopteri; Cichliformes; Cichlidae. The record is from RefSeq and is a predicted model, not a curated record. The transcript is spliced from 4 exons. Bases 67 to 510 code for a protein of 147 amino acids. Gene Ontology annotation, biological process: proteolysis. Gene Ontology annotation, molecular function: serine-type endopeptidase activity.